AUGGCAACUCUAAUACACGAGCCAAAACCGCCACCUUACAGCUACAGUCCGAGCUAUCCAUUUUCAAAUGGCAUUAUGGCAGAUAUGACACAACAGACCAACGAGUCAAACAAUUCAUAUCCAAGUGAAAAGCCGACAAAUGUGAUACAACAAAUAAGCGAACAAAAUCAGUAUGGUGAUGGUCGUUACUCGAACCGUCGUGCUCCUCGCCCAAAACAACCGAAAAGUCUAUUGGAGUGUCCCCACUGUUCACGUGAGUUAAAUUCGAUCGAAGCAUUAAAACAACAUCAACUAGCGAAAGGACAUUUGUUUGAUUGUCUAGAAUGUUCUGCUUCUUUUCAUACCGCAGACGGAUUAUUACAGCAUCAGGAAGCUAAAAACCAUGAUGAAAGCCAUUAUACAUGUGCAUUUUGUAAUGCGGUAUUUAAUAGUCCACAUGCAUUACAACAACAUCACAGUGCAAAACAUCACACUAAUAUACCGGACGAAGAAGAAGAAGAUGAUACUACACGUGCUAUUCUAGGUGGUGUGCGACUAAUUGCUAGUCUGUACAAAGCUUUAACGAAAAAAUAA
Messenger RNA from Didymodactylos carnosus, 573 nucleotides. Lineage: Eukaryota; Metazoa; Rotifera; Eurotatoria; Philodinida; Philodinidae. The record is from the annotation of a GenBank genome assembly.